AUGGGCCACACUGUGUCUGUUUUGGCAGUGAUUUUGGUGAGGGCGCAGACUCUGCCAGGCUCCUGUGCUUUUCAGAAUGGAACCUGUGGGUACGUGUCAGACCCCUCCUACUCCAGAUGGACAGAGAGCCAGGAUGGAGGCUUCAUUGCUGUGGGUCCGCUGCGUGUGGAGGGGAGAGAGAGGGCGGUUCUGGUGAGCCCGGACCUGGAGCUUCAGGACUGGAGCUGUGUGAGGCUGCGGUACCGGAUCACAGGAUCUGGCUCGCUGAAGCUGCAGCUGCGACCCGAGGGGGAGAGUUUUGACCACACGCUGUGGGCUGCAGACACACCCUCUGAUGGCUGGCUCCUUGCCAGCAUUGACCUGUGGAACACAUCUGACCCCUGUAAGGUCGUGUUGGAGGGCACAGGCCACGGCCCGCACAGCACAGCAGCUAUGUCUGAGAUUCGCAUUGUACCCGGAUACUGCAUGGAGUGCUCCUUUGAGGAAGCCCACAUGUGUGGCUACAGAAACCAGGGGAACUCCAUUGUUAACUGGAAGUUGGGAGGACCUGACCGAGACAGCCACGUCCGCCUGCCAAAUGAUGACAGCGUGGGAAAUAGAACAGGCCACUACAUGUAUGUGGACUCAAUCAAUGCGAGUAGACCCCAGGAAGUGGCCAGGCUGGCGUCUCCCAUGACGACGACGCCGCUGUCCGGCUGUCUGUCCUUUUAUUACCUGCAGAACCCUGAGAGCGGCAGCUCACUGUCUGUGUUCACCCGGGACCAGCUGGGACAGGGUGAGGAGAUCUGGAGGCCAGACACCCCCAACACAGCGCUGUGGGCACUGGGACAGGUGGACAUCAAGGCUCCGUACCCACUGGAGGUGGUGUUUGAAGUGGCCUUUAACAAACCCAACGGCGGAUAUGUACUGCUCGAUGAGAUCUCCUUUUCCCCUGAGUUCUGCAGCACCGACACAGAGUUCAUCUUUGACCCCUCGACUGCAAACUGCGACUUUGAGUCGGGGUUCUGUCGGUACCGCCAGGAUCAGAGGGCGGGGUCAGUGUGGCAAAGAGUGGCAGUCAAACCCAACAUCUACAGAACAGGAGACCACACCUCUGGCUCAGGGUCAUUCCUCCUGGCGAACACGCGAUCGGUGCAGCAGCCCGGAUUCAUAGGUCGGCUGACCGGACCCCCCCUCCCGGGACAGCAGAAGUACUGCCUGAGGUUUUAUUACGGUCUGACCGGCUUCAGCAGGACGGACAGCGCCCUGGCUGUCUACCUCCGCCACCUCAACACCGAGGCCCAGGAGAAGAUAUGGGCCGCCACCGCCAGCUCCAGGGAUGUCUGGACUGAGGUGGAUGUCACCUUCCAGAAGCCCCAGGCUGUCAAGGUGCUGUUUGUCAGCAUAUGUGAGAGCGUCUGGGACUGUGGGUAUGUUGCCCUGGAUGACAUCACUGUGACGCUGGGGGACUGCAGUCUAUCUACAGGGUGGUUCCUGUCCGUCCCGGGUCAGUGCGACUUUGAGACAGGAAGCUGCGGGUACACUCAGGAGCAGCAAGGUAACGUAGGUGGCUGGGUGCUGGCGAGAGGGCCGACGCCCACCUCAUACACCGGACCACAGGGGGAUCACACCACAGGGGUAGGGCGCUACAUGUACAUGGAGGCGUCCCCCAUGCUGCCCGGGCAGAUGGCGCGCCUGGUGUCGGCCGUGCUGCGAGGCUCCCGCCGGCCGCUCUGCCUGCUCUUCCACUUCCACAUGCUGGGCUCGGGAACGGGCCGGCUUAGUGUGUUCCUGCGGCGGGAGGGGGGGGCAGGCGGGGGGGGGCGGGACGACCUGCUGUGGAGCCGGCACGGGGAGCAGAGCAUCUCCUGGCUGAAGGCUUCAGUGGACUACAGCUGCCAUCACACCCACCAGAUUGUGUUUGAAGCUGUCAGGGGCACAUCAAUAAGAAGUGAUGUUGCAAUUGAUGACAUUGCCUUUAAAAAGGGACCAUGCAAAGAAGCUGGUGGCCUGCAUUCACUCUCCAGAUUCCCUGAGAAGCUCAAUGAGGUUGAGCAGUGA
This is a messenger RNA of Megalops cyprinoides (Indo-Pacific tarpon), 2040 nucleotides long. RefSeq names its product MAM domain-containing protein 2-like. Gene Ontology annotation, cellular component: membrane. Gene Ontology annotation, biological process: nervous system development. The transcript is spliced from 14 exons. Lineage: Eukaryota; Metazoa; Chordata; Actinopteri; Elopiformes; Megalopidae. Bases 1 to 2040 code for a protein of 679 amino acids. The record is from RefSeq and is a predicted model, not a curated record.